UCGGGAGCUCGGAGCUGCUUGAGGUGCUCGCGCUGCGAGCGCUGUGCUUGGAGGCAGUGGGUAGGAAGUGUCAGUGGUGGCCAGGGCCCGGGUGGGAGAUUGAGUCGGAGGAACCACGCGCCCGCUGUCCGUGAUCACUGGCAGGGAGCGGCGUGCCAGCGGAACAAUAUGCAGAUAGGCGCCCCGCGCCCUGACGACCCCUCCAGAGGAAAAGAGGCCAGAGCGGCACUGGGGCGGCGGGGAGCAUGAAGGAGGCUGCGGGGCGGCUCGGCUCCAGGCGCGGCUAGGGAGCGGUGCGUGCGGCACAGUCGCCGGGGCGCAGCAGAGGGCGGGGAGCCCGGCAGGUCGCGCCAGCGGGCGGCAGCCUGUCGCCCAGAGCUGUUCUGAUUUCUGACGCGGACGCCAGGGGCCCGGAGCAACCCCCGACCCCAGCGUGCUGCCAACAUGGGCAACGCGGGGAGUAUGGAUUCGCAGCAGACCGAUUUCAGGGCGCACAACGUGCCUUUGAAGCUGCCGAUGCCGGAACCAGGUGAACUGGAAGAACGGUUUGCCAUCGUGCUGAAUGCUAUGAACCUACCCCCUGACAAAGCCAGGUUACUGAGGCAGUACGACAAUGAGAAAAAGUGGGAACUGAUUUGUGAUCAGGAACGAUUCCAGGUGAAGAAUCCUCCCCAUACAUACAUUCAAAAGCUCAAAGGCUAUCUGGAUCCAGCUGUAACCAGGAAGAAAUUCAGACGGCGUGUUCAAGAAUCCACACAAGUACUAAGAGAACUGGAAAUUUCAUUAAGAACCAACCAUAUUGGAUGGGUCAGAGAGUUUUUGAAUGAAGAAAACAAAGGCCUUGAUGUUCUAGUGGAGUAUCUGUCAUUUGCACAGUACGCAGUAACGUAUAAUACUUUGCCGAGCAGACGAACCUUGAAGAAUUCAAGAUUAGUCAGUAAGAAAGAUGACGUCCACGUGUGUAUCAUGUGUUUACGUGCCAUCAUGAACUAUCAGUAUGGUUUCAACAUGGUCAUGUCUCACCCACAUGCUGUCAAUGAGAUUGCACUGAGCUUGAACAACAAGAAUCCAAGAACAAAGGCUCUUGUGUUAGAAUUGUUGGCGGCUGUCUGUCUUGUCAGAGGCGGGCAUGAAAUCAUCUUAUCGGCAUUUGACAACUUUAAGGAGGUUUGUGGAGAAAAACAGCGCUUUGAGAAGUUGAUGGAACAUUUCAGGAAUGAAGACAAUAACAUAGAUUUUAUGGUGGCCUCUAUGCAGUUUAUUAAUAUUGUAGUCCAUUCAGUAGAAGACAUGAAUUUCAGAGUUCACCUCCAAUAUGAAUUUACCAAGUUAGGCCUGGAUGAAUACUUGGAUAAGCUGAAACACACUGAGAGUGACAAGUUGCAGGUGCAGAUUCAGGCUUACCUGGACAAUGUAUUUGAUGUAGGAGCUCUGCUGGAGGAUGCUGAAACCAAGAAUGCAGCCUUGGAAAGGGUGGAAGAGCUGGAAGAAAACAUCUCUCAUUUGUCAGAAAAACUGCAAGACACAGAGAAUGAAGCCAUGUCCAAGAUUGUGGAACUUGAAAAGCAGCUCAUGCAGAGGAACAAGGAGCUGGAUGUUGUUCGAGAAAUCUACAAAGAUGCAAAUACCCAGGUUCACACGUUAAGGAAAAUGGUCAAAGAAAAAGAAGAAGCUAUUCAAAGACAGUCUACCCUGGAAAAAAAGAUUCAUGAACUGGAGAAACAAGGGACCAUUAAAAUUCAGAAGAAAGGGGAUGGGGACAUCGCCAUACUGCCAGUCAUGGCUUCUGGCACGUUGUCCACAGGCUCAGAAGUGGCAGUGGGUAACUUUGUGGGACCAGUAACAGGGGCUGCCUCCUCGGGACCCUUGUCCCCGCCUCCCCCCCCACUACCUCCAUUGUCAGAUGCACCUGAAGCUGUGCAAAAUGGUCCAGUAACACCACCUAUGCCACCCCCUCCUCCACCUCCUCCACCUCCCCCGCCUCCUCCACCCCCUCCCCUGCCUCCACCUCUCCCUGGUCCUGCGGCUGAGACUGCACCAGCUCCUCCUUUACCACCACCCCUCCCUCCUUCUGCACCCCCGCUACCUGGGACAUCAUCACCCACGGUGGUUUUCAACUCAGGAUUAGCAGCUGUGAAAAUUAAGAAGCCAAUUAAGACGAAAUUCAGAAUGCCAGUUUUUAACUGGGUUGCCCUGAAGCCAAAUCAGAUAAAUGGCACAGUCUUCAAUGAAAUUGAUGACGAGCGGAUACUGGAGGAUUUAAACGUGGAUGAAUUUGAGGAAAUUUUUAAGACAAAAGCCCAAGGUCCUGCCAUUGACCUUUCUUCAAGCAAACAGAAGAUACCACAGAAGGGAUCCAACAGAGUGACGUUACUGGAAGCAAACAGGGCCAAAAACCUUGCCAUAACCUUGAGGAAAGCUGGCAAGACUGCCGAUGAGAUCUGUAGAGCUAUUCAUGUAUUUGACUUGAAGACACUGCCUGUAGACUUUGUGGAGUGUCUGAUGAGGUUCUUGCCAACUGAGAAUGAGGUGAAAGUGCUCCGGCUCUACGAGCGGGAGAGGAAGCCCGUGGAGAACUUGUCAGACGAAGACCGGUUCAUGAUGCAGUUCAGUAAAAUUGAGAGGCUCCUGCAGAAGAUGACCAUUAUGGCCUUCAUCGGGAACUUUGCCGAAAGCAUUCAGAUGCUGACUCCUCAACUGCACUCAAUUAUAGCAGCAUCUGUCUCUAUAAAGUCAUCUCAAAAACUCAAGAAAAUUCUGGAGAUCAUCUUGGCCCUGGGGAACUAUAUGAAUAGCAGUAAACGAGGAGCAGUUUACGGAUUUAAACUUCAGAGUUUAGAUCUGCUUUUAGAUACAAAGUCAACAGACCGAAAGCAAACACUGUUGCACUAUAUAUCGAAUGUUGUAAAAGAAAAAUAUCACCAAGUGUCCCUAUUUUAUAAUGAGCUUCAUUAUGUGGAGAAAGCUGCUGCAGUCUCCCUUGAGAAUGUUUUACUGGAUGUGAAGGAGCUCCAGAGGGGCAUGGACUUGACCAAGAGGGAGUACACCAUGCACGACCACAACACGUUACUGAAGGAGUUCAUUCUCAACAAUGAGGGGAAGUUGAAGAAGCUGCAGGAUGACGCCAAGAUCGCCCAGGAUGCCUUUGAUGAUGUGGUGAAGUAUUUUGGAGAAAACCCCAAGACGACACCACCCUCUGUCUUCUUUCCUGUGUUUGUCCGGUUUGUGAAGGCCUAUAAGCAAGCAGAAGAGGAGAACGAGCUGAGGAAAAAGCAGGAGCAAGCGCUCAUGGAGAAACUCCUGGAGCAGGAAGCUCUGAUGGAGCAGCAGGAUCCGAAGUCUCCUUCUCACAAAUCAAAGAGGCAGCAGCAAGAAUUAAUUGCGGAAUUAAGAAGGCGUCAAGUUAAAGAUAACAGACAUGUUUAUGAAGGAAAAGAUGGUGCCAUUGAAGACAUUAUCACAGAUCUUAGAAACCAACCAUACAGACGAGCCGAUGCGGUGAGGAGGAGUGUCAGGCGGCGCUUUGAUGAUCAGAACUUGCGUUCUGUUAAUGGUGCCGAAAUAACCAUGUGAACCUGAGACCUGUGUGAAUAGAGUGUGCGCAUGAAAGAAACCGUCCACAUGAACUUUAUGUGCUACCAUUUAACUGCAGCCUUGAACAUUGAUAAAAUAUUCCAAGGGCUCAGAUUUAGCAAACACAUAGGAAUUUUAAAAUGAUGGGCUCUCCUUCCAACCUUUGUUAACAAGUGCCUAAAAGUGGAAGUACCUGCUCAGAUUAAUCGAAGCAAUAGGAUUUGAUUUGGUAUCUUUUUACAUCAGUAUGUUAUUAAUUUUUUAAUCAAAUUUUAAAUUUCCUAUUACAAGUAUUACCUGCCAUGGUGAUCGUCCCAUGAUAGCCCACCCUGGUUUCCUAGUAAGUUGUAAAUAACAUGAAUGCAUCUGCUGUGGGCGUCCUUUGCUGGGGUGUCUCUUAAGGAAUUAUUUUUGUGUUCCAGCCAUUCCCAUCAACUUUGUAUUUUUAAGGGCUUGCAACAUGGGAGGAGGGAAAAGUCACACGAUAAACUCCUUCCGUCAGUAACCAAGGCCCAGCAGAGUGCAAACAGGACGCAGUUCCAGCAGCACGGAAGUUACUCAGCCAGUAGUCACCUUCCACAUUCGGGUACUUCUGUGCUCGAGUACCAGGCCCUCCCUGUGCAAAACUCACCUUACAACUGCCAGAGUAUGAUGGCAUACAAAUGUAUAGAAUUUAUUUGCCAUACUGUGUUCUUCAGCUAGGGGCAGCUUUGAAAAAAUAAUGCAAAUGUAUUUAUUAAUUAGCACUAAAAUUAACAUCUCAGUAAUCAGUAUUAGGACUUCUGAGGACCAUUAUGGGCCAAACCUGAGAAUAGAAUUCAGUGCCUUGCUAGCCAGGAAGAGGUUCUCUGUCAACAAGUAUUUAGGAAUCCUUCUGCUAGCAGAGUAGCGUUAGUAGGCUGGCCUUACUCUCCUGACAAUCGGUUGUUUCCCCCCCUCCUCCUUCCUUUUGUAAAUUGGAGAAGUAUUUGGCAUCAUAUAUCAAAGCUAAGAACUUCUAUUUCCCAGACUACUUACAGGGACUUGCUCAAAUAUUCACAUUGGGAUUAAGCUUUUAAAUGGUAUGUAAUGGGACUAAAUGGCCAACUAAGCCAGUUAUGUUUCCUUGUUCUCUGGCAGGGCACUUGAUCCAUUCCAAAGUCAAAAACUGGACUGAAGUUAAUUUGUACUUUCCAUAAUACACAUUCUGCUUCUGGCUUAUCUUCUUGGUAUAUUACAUCAAUAUUAAUUGUAAAGUUUAUUGUAUAGUAUUUAACCACUGAAUUUAUUUUAUGUUGUGCUUAUGUGAACUCCUUGGUGAAGGUCCAAUUUUCCUUGGAUAAUGUGUAGUUAUAUAUGACCUCUUUUUAAAUGUACAGAUAUUUUGCUAUAAAAUUGGUGCAGUUUUUUAUGGUUUUUACACUUCUCUUUAAUUCCCACCUAAGCCUCUGGGUAAUAUUGUAAAUAUUGUUUAAAAAUGCAUCAGCCUAUGCUAUACAAUCUGAAUGUUAUUUUAACUUAUAGUUUUUUUUAAUAUAUAUAUUUAACUACAAGGACAGUUUAGGGGUCAGUUACAUUUUACUUUAGCAUACCCAUUUACAGAGAUUGCUUUUAAACUGUCACCUGCCAGCAGAUUUUCAUAAAUGUGUACUUUAAAAAGAACAUGCCAAGAUUUUGUCUUUCUGUUGACUUGACACUCAUUUUGAGGAUAAAGCAAGUCAACCAUGAGAUACACAAUACAAAUUGUUGGUCCUUUACCGCAAGCGGCUGUUUUCCAAAAGCACAGUGCUGAUGAGCAUGUUAAAACACUUGCUAUUUAUUAAUCUGUAAGUAGACAAUAAUGUUGGCAUGUUCUUUCCUGUUUGUCUAUUAACAGGCUUGCUUCUUAGCAAUAUUAGAAUGUUUUAUAAAAGCAAUUCAUGUUACUUUUCUGGUCUUUUCAUGGCAUAUGAGCAAAUAAACUAUUUACACUA
Molecule: messenger RNA, 5525 nt
Organism: Phyllostomus discolor (pale spear-nosed bat)
Lineage: Eukaryota; Metazoa; Chordata; Mammalia; Chiroptera; Phyllostomidae
Gene: FMNL2
Product: formin like 2
Exons: 25
Coding region: 445-3573 (1042 amino acids)
Biological process (GO): cell migration; cortical actin cytoskeleton organization; regulation of cell shape
Cellular component (GO): cytosol
Molecular function (GO): actin filament binding; small GTPase binding
Source: RefSeq, a predicted model, not a curated record